CUAAUGGGCAGCUCCGCCAUCCCAAUUCCAAACACUGCGUCACCUUCCUUCCUAGUCUACACCCCUAGCUUACCUGAUACCAUGACACUGGAUCUACCCAUCUCGCGACAGCUGCUAACAUUCUUGCUCUCUCUCCUCGCCAAUAGGACACUCCCUGGCUAACCCACAUGUCCGUCCCUCGCUCCCGGCGCAGCGACCAGCUGGACUCGUCCUCAUUCCUCCAUCCUCUUCCGAGCAGCCCGUCAGGGAACAGCGCAUACCAGGAUGGCAUCUCACACACCCCCUCGGGCGCCCCGAACCCGACCUACGCCGCCUUCUCCCCCACGACCCUGAGCUCGACAACCCCCAGCGCGACGUCGGCUGCAAAGAGGAGGAGCACAAUCUUGGUACACCAGAAAUCGCCUUUGCUGCUCGCUACGCCCCCGCAGAUCACCCGCGCCCUGGCUUACAGCCAUCCCUUUAUACUGUUACUGAAUAAACUGGUCGGUCUUCUGAGCUGGACAUCGGGUGACCCGUGGGAGAGUUUCCUGCUCCUAGUUGUGUUCUGGGCGACCGUGCUGUACGGCGAUGUUGUCAUCCGCCUGGCCGGCCCCGUCGUUCUCGUGCUGAUGCUCAUCGGCGGCAUGUAUGGUCGGCGAUUCAGCCCGCUGAGCAGCAGCGGACGGACCGAGCCGGGCCUGGGUUCAGGCGACGGCAGCACUCUGGGGACAGGCGAGGGCAACUCGGGCAAGAACGGGAAGAAACAGACCAGGCAGAAGAACCUCUCGGUAGACGGCAUUCCCGACAGGGCGGCCAAGACGGGAGGGUCGAGCACGGGAACGGGUGGCGCAAAGCCAGGCGGCCAUAAACGUUCCCACAGCGCCGCCCACGCCGAGACAACUAAUACUCGCCACCAGAAGACGCUCGACGAGAUGGUCGAGACUCUCAGGGAAUUCACCAGCCGCUGCAACAUCCUCCUCGAACCGCUCCUCGAGCUGACCGACUUCCUCAGCACCCAGCGCACGCCCACCAGCGCCACCACCCGCCCGGCACUGACGGCCCUGCUCGUCAGGAUCCUCCUCUGCACGCCGUUCUGGUUCGCCCUCACGCUCCCUCCCUUCCGUGUCAUCACCACUCGCCGCGUCGUCCUGGUCUUCGGCACUCUCGUCCUCGCCUGGCACGCCCGCGUCGUCCGCGUCGCCCGCACCAUCCUGUGGCGCAGCGCCUCCGUCCGGACCGUCCUCGCCCUCGUCACAGGCAUGCAGUUCGAGGGGCCCACGAAGCCACCUGCCGCCACUGUCGUGACCGCAGUCCCCGGCACGCCUGCGACGUCGUCAGCCACGUCGUCGCAGCAGCCGCAGCCGCAGACGCCCUCCUUGUCGUCAUCGUCAUCCGUCGCGUCCGGCGCGAUGGGGGGACCGGCGGCGAAGGCCAACGGGCCACCGCGCGAGUCGGAGCUGACCAAAGCGCUGAGGCGGGCUAGGGGGGGACGCGACGCCGGGGUGAGGUUCACGUUCAUCAUCUACGAGAACCAGCGGCGGUGGCUGGGGCUGGGGUGGACCAAUAGCCUGUUCGCGUACGAGCGGGCUGCAUGGACGGACGAGCGCAACAACGGCGUGCCGCCGAAGGACCAGUUCGAGCUACCCGAGGUCGAGGACGGCGGCGGGAACAACGGCAUGGGGUGGAGGUGGGUGGAGGGGAGCCGGUGGCGCGUCGACGGCGUGCCUGACGAUGCGGUGGCAGGGGCUGGGGAAGAGGGCGAGGGGGAGGGAGAGUGGGACUACGAUGGCGCCGGGGGGCGCAUGGGGUGGGUCUACUACGAUAAUAAGUGGCAGAACGGUCGUCGCGGCCAAGACGGCUGGGGAAGAUGGACCAGACGCCGGAAAUGGUACCGUGACGCGGAACUGGUCGAGGUGAGCGAUGAAGACGACAGCGGCGGUGGCGGCGAGACAGGCGGCGAUGGUGAGGGCGGCGAUAAUACCAACGCCGCCGAUCACGGUGCACCGGCUGCCUCGUCUCAACCCCGCGCCAGCGAAGACGACACGACACCGACCCCGGAGGACAGCCACCCAACCCUGGCCCUGACGCCGUCGUCGUCGUCUACUUCCAAAUCCAGUGGAGGAGGAGCUCCGAUUCCCACCCCGCGGGCGGUCCCCACCGCCGAGGAAGGCCGAAGGGGGAGGGCCCCCGGGGACGCGGACGACGAGCCCGACGACGCCGUGUCGCUGCUCUCGACGUCGUCGCGCUCCGCGACGUCGUCCAUGUCGCGGUCUUCGGCCUCGCGCCGCCACCACCAUCGAGGCGGCGGGAGCGGCGGCGGCGGUGGUGGUUCGCGCCGGGGCAGGCGGCCUAGCGAGCCGCCGGUCAGCGAGCAGCAGCAGGAGGAGGAGGAGGCCGAGGCGGCGGCGGCGCUGUCGAGGCAGCUCGGGCUGGGCGGAAGGGAGGCGGGUGCGGGGGGCGGGGGAGGGGAUGGUUGGGGGGUUGGGGAUGAGGUUAGGAUGGGGUUGGAGUGAGGGGCCUAUUCCCUUCCCUCCUUCCUUUUUUCCUGGUUAUUCCAUAUUGCUGUGAUACACUGGGGGACGUUCAGCAACGGCAGAAAGCUUCUCGGUGCUUUCUGGGUUCCUUUUUGUGCUUCUGUGGC
This is a messenger RNA of Phialemonium atrogriseum, 2620 nucleotides long. RefSeq names its product peroxisomal membrane protein PEX30. The record is from RefSeq and is a predicted model, not a curated record. The transcript has 2 exons. Lineage: Eukaryota; Fungi; Ascomycota; Sordariomycetes; Cephalothecales; Cephalothecaceae. Gene Ontology annotation, biological process: peroxisome organization. Gene Ontology annotation, cellular component: peroxisomal membrane. Bases 168 to 2492 code for a protein of 774 amino acids.